This is a messenger RNA of Nasonia vitripennis (jewel wasp), 2887 nucleotides long. RefSeq lists its product as uncharacterized. The coding region runs from base 825 to 2303 and encodes 492 amino acids. The transcript has 4 exons. NCBI's taxonomy places the organism in Eukaryota, Metazoa, Arthropoda, Insecta, Hymenoptera, Pteromalidae. Gene Ontology annotation, molecular function: zinc ion binding. The record is from RefSeq and is a predicted model, not a curated record.
GCGGCGCGGUGUCACAGUACUGUCGUCGCUACUCGCGAGUUAACACGUUUAGUUGUUUACGUUUUUUCUUUGUUCGUAUCCAACUGAACAUCGUAUUUUGCAUCGGUUCGACACUGUGUGCGCAGUUGCUACUUGCAAGUCAAGACUUCCAAUUGUGAAUUACGUUUGCCUUUAGUGUGUGUGAGAACAUUGAUAUCUUUAGAUUUUUACAAUCAGCAGACCGGCACUUUGUAAUGUGUUUUUUUUCUUCAUCGUAAUUUGAUCAACUUUUACAAACAGUAUGUCAGGGGCCGAUGAUGUUCCUCUCAGAGAUGAUAUUCCUCUCAAGGAAUAUCUAAGCCGUAUCAAAAUUAAAGACGACAAACAGUUUGACUUAUUUAAAAGAACUCUACGCUCAACUUAUAAAGAGAAUAUCUCACGGAGGGAUGCACAAAACAAAACCAAACUAUGCAAUUCUGCGAGGAAGGAAGCUAAUCCACUUAUUAAAUACUACCAUGUUGUCUACGAAUGCAUUCAUGGGAAGGAGAGAGUAAGUACAAGUACUGGACAGCGUAAUGCCAAAACGAGUAAAUUUAUUUGUCCAGCAACGAUUACAUUCACGUGGUCUCAAGAUGGGUUCUAUUACUUUGUUAGUGAAGUAAUAAGUCACAAAGGACAUGAACAUUUUAAAGGCCUAACUCAUACUCUACCACAAAACCGAAAAUGCGACGAAGAGACGGAAAAUUUUAUCAGCUUGGCCAGAAUUUCUUUUAAUUGAUGGUACAUAUAAUUUGUUAGAAUUGGGAUACGUUGUUUUGUUAAUAGCUGCCGAAGAUGGAAAUAGAAUGACUGAGAUAGUGAGUGUUUGUAUCGUUUCCACAGAGGAUGAAUCUGUUGUCAGAUGGUUUAUUGAAUGCUUUAAAAAGCACCAUUCAGAAGCUUGUAGAAAUACCAAAUCAUUUAUGGGUGACAAAGAUAAAACUUUACGCAAGGUCAUCAAAGAAAUGUUCCAAGUUCCGAUGUAUAUUUGUAUGUUUCACUCUAAGCAAGCCUUUCAUAAUGCUCUUUCCCCGAAGAAAAUGAAACUUUCAAACGAAGAUCGAGAAUUUUGUCUAAAAAUAUUUCAAAAAAUGGUUUACAGCAAAAGUUUUCAAGAAUAUGAAAAACAUCUAACCGAAUUUUACGCAUUUGCACCAACAGAUAUUAUAGGCUACUUCAAUAUGUAUUGGAAAAAUUGCUAUGAUGAGUGGGUUUACUUUGAAAUGUUCGCAUGUAACUAUGGAAACGGUACAAACAAUCGCUUAGAAUCUGUAAAUCAAAAACUAAAACUGCAUCUUCGUAAACAUAUUGCAUUACUUCAAUUUUUUAUAUCGCUUUUUGAUUAUUUUAAAUUAUCAAAUUACGAAAAAGAUUGUAAAGCUGCAGCAACAGUAAUGAGAAGAAGUCGAUUAUCUUUGCAGUACCUAAAAUUAAGUGAUUAUCAAAAUACUUUAACUCCAUAUGCUUUCAAAUAUGUAGUGGAACAGUAUAAUACUGUAUCGUUUGUUGAACAUCAGGCUUGUACGCCAAUUAAUGACAAUGAGUAUAAAUCAACGUCAGCUACACGAACUAAGAUUUGUACUACUGUAAGUUGUUCGUGUACAGAAUACCGUUCCAUGCGUUUACCAUGUCGUCAUAUUUUUUUUAUAAGGAUGAAAAACAAUUUGCCAUUAUUUAGCCCAGAUACUUACGAUGAGAGAUGGUCUACGCUCUAUUACAAGACUAAUCAGAGAUUAUUAAAAGUAGCACCUUCUAUUCAAGUAAACUCUACGCAAUCUCAUUUUAAAAAUAAUGUCACUAAUCGUAAUAAUGAUGAGAAUUCAUUGAAUUUGACUGAUAGUAAUAAUGCAAAAAGUUUCUUACACCAAGAAAACGAUAAUUCUGUGCUGAACAGUACAAAAAGUAAUGAGUUUAAUGACGAUGUUUGUGCUAAUGCCAAAGAGAAUAUAAAAUGUUCCUUGGAACAAGAACUGAACGAUUCUGUGAAGAGUAUUGAAAUUAAUAGUACAAACACUGAAAUGGAAACCGUAGCUGCUAGUAGUUUAAGAGAAUUUAACGACUGUGUUUUGAAUAUUACUAAGGAUCUUGUUAAAAAAAAUAUUACAGUGCAAUCAAAUGAAAAAGCAGCGCACAAUUUAGAUAGUAUUGAAAUUGAUGCUAAAAUGUUAUCUGUAAAAAGUAAAGGGCGACCAAAAGGUCGAGCUUUAAAUGCGAUAGGUUUAAGACGAAAAAGUAGUGAUACGGUAAAUUCUAACUAUCUACAAAACGCAAGCCAAAAACAGUAGUUUCUAAAAAACUUAUUACACAUUUACAAGUGCCAAAGAAGCCUGAUAAUUUAGUGAAGUUUACUGAUAUGUCAAAUGAUUACCAAGCUAAUAUUAUACUAAGUCACUGUUUGACUAACAGCAAAAUUGAUGAUUUACAGAACGGUAACAAUAUCAUUUUACGUACUGAUCUCACUAUUUCUGAUAAAGAUGUGUGCUGUUUUUCUGAUGAUAGAAUAAGAGUAGAUAUACUACGUUCAUUUGUAAGUGUUGAUGUAUUUUCUCAUUUAAAAAAUAUUAUUGAAAAUCAGAAAACCUUUAAAUGGUAUUGUUUUCAAUGUAAGCUUGUAUUACGUGGGAAGCAGAUAAGCUGUGAUAGGUGCUUAGCGUGGAUGCAUUUUAAAUGCGCCAAAAUUACCAAUAUUGAUGAAGAUGCAGACUGGUUUUGCAAUCAAUGCUCGGUAUAAAAUAUGUUUCACUACUUUAUUAUUGAACUAACAUAAGUUUAGAUCAUAAAAAAUGUUAAAAUCUUGAAAAUUGUAGCAAUUUGUUUGAUUGUUGUUAUAAAAUUCGUAUUUCACUAUAACUAUUUUUUAACAUGAUGA